AUGGCCCAGGUUGCGGAUCUCCUACAGUCGCUGAAAGAUGCAUUGAGUUCCUCUCCUGACGGCUGGCCGGUACCUCUGCCGGUAGUCGUCGCUGUGGCCGCUGGGGCGAUCCUCCUGCUACUCUUUGUUUCUCUCAACACGAAGCCUCGAAGAAAAGUGGCCCUACACCCCGAGGAAUGGCGGAAAUUUCAGCUCAUCGAUCGCACCAACAUCACCCACAAUGUCGUCAAGUUCAGCUUCUCCCUCCAAACACCUGACACGGUGCUCGGGCUCCCCAUCGGCCAACACGUCAGCCUACAGGGGAAGGACGAGAACGGGAAGGAGUUCAUGCGACCAUACACGCCAACAACGCUCGACACCGAUGUCGGAUGCGUUAAUAUCGUCAUCAAGAUCUACCCCAAUGGCGCCAUGUCUCAGUACCUCAACAAGCUGGAGGUCGGCAACUUCGUCGCCAUGCGCGGGCCCAAGGGUCGCUUCAAAUACCGCCCCAACAUGUGCCGUGCGAUUGGCAUGAUUGCAGGAGGCACCGGAGUGACUCCCAUGUUCCAGGUUGCACGAGCCAUUCUGGAGAAUCCAUCAGACCGCACCAGCAUCUCCCUCAUCUUUGCCAACGUCACAGCUGACGAUAUUUUGCUCAAGGACGAGCUAGAGGCGCUGCACAAGUCAGCGCCUGGUCGAUUCUCCAUCUACUAUGUGCUUAACCAGCCACCGGAAGGGUGGGCGGGGGGAGUGGGCUUUGUAACUCCCGCCAUGAUCCAACAGCACAUCCCUGCACCCGCUUCCGAUGUCAUGGUGGUGCGCUGUGGCCCCCCACCAAUGAACAAGGCCAUUGCCGCUGCCCUGCAGGAGCUGGAUUACUCCAGCGACUCCCUCUUCCAGUUCUAA
Messenger RNA from Closterium sp. Naga37s-1, 885 nucleotides. NCBI's taxonomy places the organism in Eukaryota, Viridiplantae, Streptophyta, Zygnematophyceae, Desmidiales, Closteriaceae. The record is from the annotation of a GenBank genome assembly.